AUGGCUUUUCACCCACUAAUUAUCACAGCACGAGGGUUGCGAAGCCCCAUCGGUCGAGUUUUGACAGCCGUCCUUCCGCCCGCUAAUUUCCUGACACUGCAUUACCUCUACUUCAUCGGGACCUGUCUGAUUAGCAGUAUCAUUUUCUAUCUCACAUCAACACCUUGGAAGAAUGUGGCUUACGUUGAUGCCAUCUUCUUGUGCGUGUCGGCUAUGACCGGAGCGGGCCUUAAUACUGUCGACCUGUCAACUUUGAACACAUUUCAGCAGGUCAUCCUGUUUAUCCUGCUGAUUCUUGGCUCGGCCAUUCUCAUCUCGAGCACUGUGCUGAUGGUGCGCAAGCGGGCAUUUGAGGCUAAGCUAAAAGGAGUCUCAGAUGAACGCGAGGCUUCCAGGGAGGCCUCUAGACAGGCCUCCAGGCGUGCAUCAGUCUUGGAACUGCAGACGGAAAAUGCGGAUGUCUUGGAACAUUCCCUUUCCGAUAACGGCCAGACCUUGCCAGGGCAUCGCAAGAAAUCAACCACGGUCAACGUCCAAGAAGCCUCAGGGGAAUCGUCUACCCGCCAUGAUCAACACUGGGUGGACGAUGACCAAGUAACAGUGGCAGAUCUACACACACGACACCACCGUCAACACACCCUCUUCCCCAUGGCGGGUAUCGGAGCUCGGCCAGAUCUUCAAAACCACCCCCGCGACGUGGCUGGUCCAAUGCCGCUGUAUGCCGAAGAUGAAAACCCAAGUUUCAAGCAUAAGAUGAUCCGCGGCACGCAGAAGUACUUCUUUUCAAAAGGGAAGAUCUCGCGUAACUCACAAUUCCAUGGACUGACAUCUGCUGAGCGAGAAGAGCUUGGCGGUGUCGAGCUCAAAGCAGUUUCCUUUCUCUCCAUUAUUGUCUCACUAUACUUCUUCAUGUGCCUGCUGCUCGGUAUCCUUGGCGUGGGAGGAUGGCUGCAAGCGAACCACCCUGAUGUUGCUGAAGUGAACGGACUGAAUCCCUUUUGGACGGGUGCCUUCUUUGCCGUCUCAGCCUUUGUGAAUAGUGGCAUGUCUCUGCUGGAUAAGAACAUGACCGCCCUGCAACUCAGUGCCUACCCUCUCCUCACACUGGGAUUCCUCAUUCUUGCUGGGAACACACUUUACCCCUGCUUUCUUCGCUUCAUCAUCUGGACCAUGCGAAUGAUGAUACCGGACCGACCAGCAUGGAAAUCAUGGCGCAUGACCCUAGAUUUUAUCCUCGAGCAUCCACGGAGGGUAUAUACCAACCUUUUCCCAGCCCGACACACCUGGUACCUCCUCGGCACAAUCAUAAUCCUCAACGGGAUCGAUUGGGCUGGCUUCGAACUCCUCUCCAUCGGAAAUAAAGAAAUCGAAGCCCUCCCAUCCAAGUACCGCGUCCUUGACGGCUUGUUCCAAGCGUUAGCCGUGCGAGCCGGAGGCUUCUACGUGGUCACAAUCGCCGACCUGCGCCAGGGCCUAUUAGUCCUAUACGUGCUGAUGAUGUACGUUUCAGCGUACCCUGUACUCCUCACAAUGCGCAACACCAAUGUCUACGAGGAACGCUCACUGGGCAUCUACGCCAAUGACGAAAGCGAAGAGCCCGCUAAUACAAGUCGGAGUAAUGUGCUCAUGGAUAUUAUCCGCCAGCACAUGGGUCGUCCUACGCUAACCGAGUCCUCACGCGGGUACUUCGUGCACCAACAACUGCGUUCCCAACUCAGUCAUGACUUAUGGUGGAUUGCACUCGCGGUGCUGUUCAUAGCGAUAGCUGAGAGCGACCACUAUGAGGACCAACCGGUCGCAUUUUCAACCUUCAAUAUUAUCUUCGAGGUUGUUUCUGCGUACGGUUGUGUCGGCGUGAGCGUCGGGUAUCCUGGGAAGAAUUAUAGUUUCUGUGGCGCUUGGCAUACUAUUAGCAAGUUGAUUCUUGCUGCUGUUGCUCUUCGUGGACGGCAUCGUGGAUUACCUGUCGCCAUUGACAAGGCUAUCAUGCUACCUAGUGAAUCUUUGGCGUGGGCGGAGGAAGAAGAUGCUGCGAUGAGAAGAGAGCGGACUAGGGCUUGGGGCCAGGAGAGGAUGCCUGUUGGAUCUGUGUAA
This is a messenger RNA of Penicillium cosmopolitanum, 2094 nucleotides long. RefSeq lists its product as uncharacterized. Gene Ontology annotation, cellular component: plasma membrane. Gene Ontology annotation, molecular function: high-affinity potassium ion transmembrane transporter activity. Bases 1 to 2094 code for a protein of 697 amino acids. The record is from RefSeq and is a predicted model, not a curated record. Gene Ontology annotation, biological process: potassium ion import across plasma membrane; intracellular potassium ion homeostasis. The transcript is spliced from 3 exons. NCBI's taxonomy places the organism in Eukaryota, Fungi, Ascomycota, Eurotiomycetes, Eurotiales, Aspergillaceae.